GACUCCAUUGAGUCCGAGCAACGCGUUGGUCCGAGUCUCCGAGUGUUCGAGCGUUGACAUCGGCUCUAGCAUCGGCGCGCUGGGUACGAUUCGUGGGUUGUCCUUUCGAAUAAUUUCAUUUCCCGUGGUUCCGCGAAUAAUCGAUCGAGCUGGCAGCAUGCUGUUUCUCGCUCAGAAUUUGGGCCCGCAUUCGUCCUUUCCGUUUCGUUCGUCGUGUGGAGAUCUCCGAAGUCUGAAGAUCUAAAGGCAGAGUAUCUCCCCAACUCCUGAUGAGCGAGGCAGAGCUACCUCCUGUCCAGCGGCGCCGCUGCACCGCGGAAAGGCGGGAAUGGAAGAAACUCGUGGAGAUCCAGCAACAGCUGCUGUUGACGUCGUCACGCUCCUCCAAACGCGGUUCGUCCAGUUCUCCGAGCAGCGUCGAGAAGGACGUCCUCCAACGAUCGGAGCCCCUGAAAGCUCCAGGCCCCAAGCAGAAGGCUACGAGUAGCUCGAGUCACGAGUUGGCCGUGCAAGCGUGCAGCAGCGCCCCGGCUCUUCUGGGCGAGCAGAGGAUCCUGCUGCACACCGCCGAGGUCAUGGAGACCCUGAGCAUCCUGCUGCAGUCCGACUCCUCGGCCUCAAGCACUUGCUCCGGAGCGGAAAUGCGCCACGAAAGCCGCCGAGAGCGGCUGAAAGCGUUGCACACGCAGAUCAAAUCAUUGAUGAAGCAGCGUUGCCUCCUGCUGCUCAAGAAAGAGUGUAACCGCCAGCUGGGCCUGGUGCGGCUGCUGCGAGACCGCACCCGGGACCUGGCGCUGGCCGAAGACACGCUGGUCAACCAGCUGCUCUCGUCGGGCCACCCGAUCCUUCCCGGGGACGUGUUGCAGCUGUCCUUCCUCCGCAAGGCCGGCUUCCUGGACAGCCUGGAGGCUGCCACUCGGGCCUGGCCCCGGCUGCUCCAGUUCCUCGGCCACACGUUGAACAGCCUGGACGCCGAGUGGCACGGCUGUCUGGACGUGGUGCUUCGUUGGGCCCACGGCCGCCUCGACAGCCUCGCCCGCCAGCUGAUCCGCUGGGCCUGGCUCAGCCUCCGGAACGACGUUUGGCUCCUGUGCCACAUGGACGCUGCCGACCUGCACGCGGACUGGAUCGCUGCCCUGUACGCAUCCUGCCAGCGCUUCCAGCUCGCCUCCCACUGGCCCCGAGUGGACCCGGUGUCGGCGGUCCUGCGCACCCUGGCCACCAGGCAGGCACAUCUGGCAGCCAAUAGACUGUCCACCUUCCUCUGUGCGGAGGCCAGGAAAGCGCCGCAGAUGUGCGCGCUCUCCGAGACGCUCUGGGAGCGCACUCCCGACGACUGGACGGCGUGUCGGGAGGCCCCCUUCCUGGCAGCCUUGCUGCAGAGCGGCCAGAGCCUGCUCUUCAAAUACCUGCUGGCGGCCACCUGCCUCAACCACCUGAUUCCAUCGCACGAAGCCAAGCAGAGCCAAGGUCGGCCGCUGUGGCAGAAGCAGAUACAGCAAGGCACACGUCCCAGCUGCUUCCAGUUGGAGAAGCUCUACUGGAACCAGUAUUGGCAGUGCUUUGUGAGCCAGAUGCUCCGGAGACUGACACUUGUGCACCAGGGAUCCCAGCUUACCACGGAGGCCAUGGCACUGUGUCCUCUAGGGAUGAACCUAGUCCUUCUUCAGAGUCUGGCCUGCCAGGAGCAUGGGAACUCUUUUCUUGCUCAACCACACAGCAUAGAGCUUCCACCUGCCGCUGUGUCAUCAAUGAUGCACGUUUGCCAAAUACUUUUUGCUCAUCUGGUGCUGUCUUGCUGGAGGCACGCCAUGAGUGCAGCCCUGGCACAGCAGGGAAAUGCACAAGGAACGACGCCGGGCAGCCAACUGUUGCGAGCGUUACAACCCCUGACUGCUUAUUUGUCCACCGCGCCCAGGAUUGUGUGCAAGGACAGCUCCCUGGUGAAACACCACCUUGCCCUGACCCUGGGGCACAUACUGCAAUGGUCGGAAGCGAGACUCCGUCACUGGCUGCACUCUUGGGAGCCCGAGCAGCUGGUGUUGAUGGCCUCCUCCUUGCUGCAGCAGACAAUUGCAUCGGUCAAGUGCACUAAAAAGUCCUGGGAAGAGCACCCAAGCACUGGCAGUCCGUACGCCGAUUGCACAUCGGCUCUGGAGGCCCUCGAGGCUCUGCAGGCUGCCGUGCCUUCCGAGUACAAGAAGGGAUGCUACCAAGUCUGCCUGCGCAAGUGGAGCUCCAGUAUGCCGGCCGCAAAGGACUUCCGCAAGCGAGGCGCGGGCGAGGCCAGUGUCUUUGUUGAACCUGUUGUGAAGGAUGUCUUGGAUCCUGCCAUCAGCGGAGUUCAGGGGUGUCCAGCAGCAGUUCAAGCUGUGUACACUAGGCUCACGGUCGAAGCUGUGCUCGAGGCCUGGAAGACGACCGUCCAAACUAAGGGUCUCAAGUUCAGCCCGCAGGUGCACCUUGAGAAGGAAAUUGUGGCAGCCCACGUGGAAGGGUCCAACCUGGACCCAGAUGCCAAGCACGCUGUGCGGAGCCACCUGCCAGCGGAGCAGAACAACGGGCCAGCCAGGAGGGCCCUGCUGCCUUCCAACAGAGUGGCUCCUGGCGGACCAAGCAUGGAAGAUUCAGCUCCCCUUGAACAGCAGCAAGGCAGACUACGAUUCAAGCUAUGCUGCAACUUUUAGGAAGUGCCUUUGUGCAGUACUCUGUGCCCUUCUAACACUUUUGGGGAUCUUUUUAACACUAUUACAUGUACCCAAGCAAUCACCUUUUCUAGUCGUUUUUGAACUAAUAUAUCAUGUCCAGCACAAUUUCUCUAGGUAUAGUCAAGCAGCCAUUUUUGCAGUACACCAUUUCUACAAAGUGUUCUGCACUGAAGAAAAGUGUGGAGGCCAGUUCAUGGAGAAGUACUAUUUAUUCUGAUAUGUGUAUUCGUAUAUGCAUUCCAGCAUUUCUAUACAAGUUGUACUGAAACUUUGCAACUAAUGAAUUUGUAAGCAUGUAGUAUCAUUGCGCCUGUAACGUGGACAGCCAUGCAUUUAAACGCAGCACCAACAUGCUGCUCCUGUGUCAAAUUGACUACCCUUCUGUUUUCCUGAAUGUAAAAAUAACUUCCAUGUAUUAAAAUCCUCAUUCAUGCCAUCAACCUCCUGCAA
This is a messenger RNA of Ixodes scapularis (black-legged tick), 3158 nucleotides long. RefSeq lists its product as uncharacterized. The record is from RefSeq and is a predicted model, not a curated record. NCBI's taxonomy places the organism in Eukaryota, Metazoa, Arthropoda, Arachnida, Ixodida, Ixodidae. The transcript has 10 exons. The coding region runs from base 270 to 2687 and encodes 805 amino acids.